Messenger RNA from Xenia sp. Carnegie-2017, 2597 nucleotides. RefSeq names its product receptor-type tyrosine-protein phosphatase U-like. Gene Ontology annotation, cellular component: membrane. The record is from RefSeq and is a predicted model, not a curated record. The coding region runs from base 640 to 2517 and encodes 625 amino acids. The transcript is spliced from 14 exons. Lineage: Eukaryota; Metazoa; Cnidaria; Anthozoa; Malacalcyonacea; Xeniidae. Gene Ontology annotation, molecular function: protein binding; carbohydrate binding.
AAGUCUUUCUCCUUAUUUCUACGUUUUGAUAUGCUACCUUACACAAGAAAACGCUUUGGUUAACGCUUAUAACAUGAACAAAUGGACAAUGCUGUGCCGUGGAGUUGUUGCUGCUCGAAGCUUCGCCUCCUGUUUACGUUCAAGGAAUUGUCUGCUCGCUCAAGGAAUCGUUUGGUUUCAUCGACAGAGCUGACAAAGUGAACGAGGUAAAGAAGUUGCAGUCUCAGUGGAGCGUCUACCAGAAGGUACAGUGAAAUUUGAUGAUGUGAGCAAAGACACAUUUCAAGGCACCAUCGAGAAAGUACAUUGUCGGACAAAAAGACAGGAACCGUUAAAUGGUGUGAUAUUGUACAACACAAGCAAUGGUAGUUCACAGCUGCCAUAUUGGGAGAAAGAUGUCUUGGGGGAGUUCACCGUCUUGACUUGGGAUGUUGUUGGUUUUAAAAUUGCUACAGAUCGGCGUGAUUCUUUAAGAAGAGCAACGGAAAUUCAUCUCAUCAAGGAAGUGGAAAGCAGCAAUGGAUGCAAUGUCAGAGAAAGAGGAUUUGUUUCGGCUUUGAAAGACGGCUAUAGCUUUCUUCAAUGUUGCGAUAGGGAUACAAGAUUAUUCUUUCAUUUCAGCGAGUUGAUUGAUGCGUUAUGGAUGUACGCCUGUCAAAGUCGAAUCUUCCGAACGAAGGUGUCGUGAAUGUUAUUACCAAGUAUAGAAACUUCACCAUUUGCAACAAAGGUGUUUUGCACAAAAUAAAGACGAUUAUUUGUAAACAACUUGGUUAUCCUACCGCAGUAUCUGUGGAAGGCUCAAUGUCACUAUCAUCUUUGAUGCAUCAAUCGUUUAUACCUGGAAUUGUCAAAUGUGAUGCUCGAGUGAACGAUUUAUCUCAAUGUGCUAUCACUCAAAAUAAUGAUUGCUCUCAAUACUCGUACGUUACAUGUCAUGUUUGUGAUAAUCCUCUAUUAAAAAACGCAGAAAAAUUCCCAGAUUCUUGGUUUACUGCCUUCCCAAAGAGUCGUAGUGCUGCUAAAGCAAGAAUAUCCAGUGGUAGUUCAUGGUGUGCUCCUGCUGCUAAUGGCAAUCAUUACCUUCAACUGAAUUUUCCGAGUCUUUAUACAGUUAACGUUAUCACUAUCUUUGGAGACAGUUCAAGUUCAAGCUUUGUAACUAAAUAUCACUUGCAGACAAACAUUGAUGGUGUGAACUGGAAAUCUGAAAAAUCCCAGAAGAUUUAUCUAGGAAACAAAAAUGGUUACAAUGAUGCGGCUAUAGAAAAGUUUUCUGGUGGCCUUAAAUCCAAAGCUUUGCGAAUCUUUCCAUUGAAAUUUGUUGGUGCACCGUGUUUACGAAUUGAAAUUUGUGGUGGAGACUUACUCCCAGACAAACCAACAGAUCUCAUUGCAACCAAAUCUGCAUCGACGUACCUCGAGAUAUCAUGGAAACAUCCCAAAAAAACUGGUGUAAAACUUGGUACAAAUAUCUCGAAUCCUCUUACAAGAUAUCUAUUGAUUUUGCUGAAGGAUACUAUGAUUGUUUUUGAUAAAACUCUGGAGGUAACUGACAAAAAACCGUACAACAUUACGAAUCUUGUUCCUUACGCAACGUAUAAAGUUAAUGUAACCGCUGGCAAUUCUGAAGGCUUUGGUAGAUCAACUACAGCUACUUUUAGAACUGCUGAAGAUGUUCCCGAAGGUCCACCUUUAAAUGUUCAAAUUGUCGCCUUAAGCAGUUCAUCGUUAUCAGUUACGUGGGAGCCACCAGACAAGAACAAAACAAAUGGAAAGAUAGUCAAUUACACUGUUUGUAUUACACAUUUGGAGAAUGAAACCUGUUCAAUGAAGUAUAUGAUCGAGGAACAGCGUUUGGACAUAAAUAAUGUGAAACCAGGGACAAAAUAUUAUGUUCGUGUUUUAGCUUCUACAAUAGUGGGAUCUGGAUGUUACAGCAAUGUUACAUGGGUAUUUACAAAUGGAUUGGCACCUGAACUGUCCACCAAGCAGAUUGGAAAUACGUUGACUUAUUUGUUGCAAAAUCCAAAUGUGGAAUAUCGAUAUUUCUAUGUAGUGGCGAUGAAAAAUGUGGAAGAAGAGAGUCGAUUGCCUUCUAACUUUAACAACACAGACUUAGUGACUUAUUCUAAGGCCAUAUCUUCCACACAACCUAUGCCGUAUAUUGCUGCUGUAGUCUCUCGCAGAGACUUUAAGCCUAAUUUUAUACUUGGUGACGGUGAAACCACAACACGGCGUUCCAAUCGUGAAAAUUAUUAUAAUGGCCCUCUAAAGCCUGGCACUAACUACAAAAUAUUUCAGCGCGUUUUCAUAAAUGAUCAGAGUGAUUAUUAUUCCACUGACUGGAGUCCAGUGGCAGCAACUGCCCAAAAGCACAAGUCUGGAAGAUCCAUGAUGGCAACUAACCAAAGCACAGACGGUGGAAAAAUUGGAGCCAUUGCUGUUGCAGUUGUAGCUGCAAUUUUGCUCAUUAUUUUUGUCAUAUUGGUCAUUCUUUUUGUUAGGAUCAAUUGAAACUCUGCUACAGUGCAGUCAACUGCGUAUUGUAGUUAUUUGACGGCUACUAAAAGUUCUCAAAAAUGGGGGAAGUUGAA